[Torrubiella] hemipterigena is the source of this 330-nucleotide messenger RNA. The record is from the annotation of a GenBank genome assembly. NCBI's taxonomy places the organism in Eukaryota, Fungi, Ascomycota, Sordariomycetes, Hypocreales, Clavicipitaceae.
AUGGCUGACGUAGUCAUGAGCGAUGCGCCUGCGGGCUCCAGCAAGGCUAUUGAGAGCAAGAAAAAGUUUGAAGUCAAGAAGUGGAAUGCUGUUGCCCUAUGGGCUUGGGAUAUCGUGGUCGACAAUUGCGCCAUUUGCAGAAAUCACAUUAUGGACUUAUGUAUCGAGUGCCAAGCGAACCAAGCAUCAGCCACGAGCGAAGAGUGUACAGUAGCCUGGGGCAUAUGCAACCAUGCUUUCCACUUCCACUGCAUUUCGCGAUGGCUGAAGGCCCGAUCCGUUUGUCCCCUCGAUAACCGAGACUGGGAGUUCCAGAAGUAUGGUCGAUGA